Molecule: messenger RNA, 734 nt
Organism: Cotesia glomerata
Lineage: Eukaryota; Metazoa; Arthropoda; Insecta; Hymenoptera; Braconidae
Exons: 4
Coding region: 189-686 (165 amino acids)
Source: RefSeq, a predicted model, not a curated record
ACCUAGCCAGUCAAAACUUAAACCUUAAUACUACGCAUUAUAUAUCUUUCGACAGCUGUAUAUAUAGUUAUAUAUUACCGGUCGUAUGUGCGUUCGUAGUUGACCUACUAAACUAUUUUUGCUAUAAAUUUUAUUAAAUAAAUUUUACUUUUAAUUAUUAAUACAAAAAGGUUCAUUGAAGAGCAAGAAUGCUUUUAAAAAAUUGUUGUUUGUGCAUAAGUUUAAGAGUAGGAGUUCUCGCGGCAUGUGUUUUCAGUAUUGUCGUGUCUAUUGUUGCGCUAUUAAGCGCGCCAAUCACCUAUGGCUAUGAUUGUCAGGGUGUGAAGCACACGGAUAACUACCCGACUUGCGAAUGGGCGGAUGUAAAAUUAGGGUUGACUGUUGUUAUUAGUAUAAUUAAUAUGAUGAUCAAAGCUCUUGUUAUUUGCGCAUCACAACAGAAUCUACACGAAUUAUUGCUAAAAACAAUUAUUAUAGACAUCUUUCUUUGGGGAGGUUGUAUAACAUAUAUCGUGUACUCGAUAGCUAUCAUUUUAUUGACAAAUCUAAAACAUCAACUACUUUGCCUUGCUGUUGUAGGUCCAAUUAUGGCACUUUGUACAUACAUGUGGAUAAUUUUCUUCAGCCGCUAUCAAGAAAUAAGAAAAUUGCAGUAUGGAAGUAAAAUGAAAAUACUAGAAACUUAAUUUAUAAAUAUAGUGUUCAUAAUUUUCUGAGUGACUUUAAAGACACCA